AUGGUACUUUUCUACUCUGCUGAUCAAAACACUCAAACCAUCACUGAUAUCACUCAGCAGAGAAUGAAACAAUUAAGGGAAUCCUUAGCACAAGUCCUGACUCUCUUUUACCCAUUUGCUGGAAGGGUUAAAGACAAGAUUACCAUCGAUUGCAAUGAUAAAGGGGUUCACUACACCGAGGCUAAAGUAAGUUGUAGCCUAGCUGAAUUUUUUAACCAAUCUAAUUUCUUGUCAUUAAUCUACAAGCUCCUUCCAAAUCAAGCAACCAUGGAAGUAUCGGCAGAAGGGUACACAACUAUGGCAAAAGUGACUUGUUUUGCAUGUGGUGGCAUAGUGAUAGGUGCCUUAAUAUCUCACAUGGUAGCAGAUGGAGCAGGUGCGAGUUUCUUUUUAAACAGUUGGGGUUCUAACUCUUGUAUCGGUAAGUUUCAACAUACAUUUGAAUUUCCUAACUUUGACACCCCUUUCCCUCGAAAUAAUGCAUCCCUACAAGACACAAAUGCGAUGCAUUUGUGUGGCCAAUUUUUGAACAAGGGUAGGCUUGGAUCGAGGAGAUUUUUGUUUGAUGAAGAAGCUAUUUCAAAGUUAAGAGCUCAGGGGUCAAGUUCAAUUGUGCAAAACCCUACUCGAGUGGAGGUGGUAGCAUCCCUUAUAUGCAAAUGUGUUGCAAAAGCUUACAAGGCAAACACUGGUUUGGAGAGGCCAACUUUGAUAACUCACGCAGUAAACUUGCGUCGAAGGGCGUCUCCUAAUUUUCCAAACUCGUGUAUGGGUAAUUUUGUUUGGUUGCCUACAGCUUUAAUGAGUCAAAAUUAUGAGUUACCUAAAUUGGUUACUAAAUUCAGGGAAGCAGUGACGUCAAUUAGCUCUGAUUUUGUGAAAAGCUUCCAAGGUGAAGCGGGGUAUGUUAAUUAUUGUAAAAGUUCAAAACAGGUAAUCGAAACAGCUUCAAGGGUUGCACAGAUGAAUUCAAGUGGGGUUAAUUAUCUUCAUUAUACGAGUUGGUGUAACUUUGGUCUCUAUGAUGUUGAUUUUGGAUGGGGAAAGCCAAUUUGGGUGUCUUGUGUUGCUGAUUCACUUGAUAAUAAGGAUGAUACAUUGUUUUUCAACUCGGUGAUUCUAAUGGAUACACCUUUAGGAAAAAGAAUUGAAGUUUGGGUUUAUUUAAAAGAAGAUGAGAUGGCCAUAUUGCAACAAGACAAAGAACUUCUUACGUUUGCCACCAUGGAUCCAAGUCCUCUGCAACUAAAGGAUUAA
Messenger RNA from Cajanus cajan (pigeon pea), 1257 nucleotides. Its product is annotated as epi-neemfruitin B 7-O-acetyltransferse L7AT. NCBI's taxonomy places the organism in Eukaryota, Viridiplantae, Streptophyta, Magnoliopsida, Fabales, Fabaceae. The record is from RefSeq and is a predicted model, not a curated record.